Molecule: messenger RNA, 1097 nt
Organism: Lactuca sativa (garden lettuce)
Lineage: Eukaryota; Viridiplantae; Streptophyta; Magnoliopsida; Asterales; Asteraceae
Product: nuclear transcription factor Y subunit B-3
Biological process (GO): regulation of transcription by RNA polymerase II
Cellular component (GO): nucleus; CCAAT-binding factor complex
Molecular function (GO): DNA-binding transcription activator activity, RNA polymerase II-specific; protein heterodimerization activity; RNA polymerase II cis-regulatory region sequence-specific DNA binding
Source: RefSeq, a predicted model, not a curated record
CAACGGACCGCGGUACUCGUUUCCGCAGCUCUCAAAUUCUCCACCACUUUCGCCUGCACCCUCAGCAUCCCCGGAGCUCCGGCAGUCUCUGUCUCUUCUAGAGCCGGAGAUCUUCUUCGCGCCAAAUUAAUUCUAAUAAUUCAACGGAUAUGGCGGACUCGGAUAACGAAUCUGGAGGACACAACGCGGGCGGUGAUUUGUCGGCGAGAGAGCAAGACAGGUUUCUUCCGAUUGCUAACGUGAGUCGGAUCAUGAAGAAGGCGCUGCCGGCGAACGCAAAGAUCUCCAAGGAUGCGAAGGAGACGGUGCAGGAGUGCGUGUCGGAGUUCAUCAGCUUUAUAACCGGCGAGGCUUCGGAUAAGUGCCAAAGGGAGAAGAGGAAGACGAUUAACGGCGACGAUUUGCUAUGGGCGAUGACGACGUUAGGGUUUGAGGAGUACGUUGAGCCUCUGAAGGUGUACUUAGCGAAGUACAGGGAAUUGGAAGGGGAGAAGACGACGAUGGGAAGGCCAGGGGAGAAGGACGGUUCAUCUGGAGGAGGUGUUGAUGCUGCAGUAGGCGGCGGAGGUAGUGGCGGAGGUAGUGGCGGAGGAGUUAAUUCCGGUGGAUAUAACGGGAUGUACGGAGGGACAGGAUAUCAUCAAAUGUAUAAUUCGGGUCAGUAUCAACAAACGGGUAUGGGUAUGGGUAUGGGUAUGGGCGUUGGAGUGGGUAGUCCAACGGGCAGCCUGGGCAGAUCGGGCAGCAUUGGUAGGGGAGGUGGCGCUUCCUCUUUGAAGCCAGGUCGGUAAAGUGGGUUAGUUAUGAAAAAUUAAAUUAAAUAAAAAGCAAAAGAAAAUUAAAAGAAAGCGAAAAGAAAAAAAAUAAUUUCCCACUUUUUUUUUACUACUUUUUGCUAAUUGGGUUAUUUUUCUGAUUAAUUAUUGACAUGUGAAUUUUUAAGCUUGGUAUUAGGUUUUGUAUUUUUCAUUUGUAAUAUUAAAUUCAGUUUACGACUGUUUUUUUAUUUUAAUUUUGAAUAUAGAUUGGAAAUCGAGAACUUGUUGUAUGUAACUAUCUAUUGUGUAGCAAUAAAAUAUAAUUGUAUUUAUUGUAAA